Molecule: messenger RNA, 2174 nt
Organism: Acanthopagrus latus (yellowfin seabream)
Lineage: Eukaryota; Metazoa; Chordata; Actinopteri; Spariformes; Sparidae
Exons: 5
Coding region: 94-783 (229 amino acids)
Biological process (GO): protein ubiquitination; modification-dependent protein catabolic process
Cellular component (GO): cytoplasm; nucleus
Molecular function (GO): protein tag activity; ubiquitin protein ligase binding
Source: RefSeq, a predicted model, not a curated record
GCCACAAAUUAUGAGUUGAACACAGCCUCACCCUGUCUUAUCAUCCGCACCGAGAGAAGAGAGCAGCCGAGACUGCAGACAGACGCCACAGAAAUGGCUUUGAAAAUCUUUGUGAGAGCGCACACGGGGCAGAGGUGGACUUUCUUCUUUACUGAGGAACGGUUUAAAAGCACCACCGUGCUACAGCUGAAGACGAAGAUAACAGAGAUUGAAAAAGUACCAGAAGACCACCUGCGACUGAUCUUCGCUGGCCGGCAGCUAGAAGACUACUGGCUGUUGUCUGACUGUGGAGUCAAACACGGGGACACGAUUGGCUUAGAACUGAUACGAAGGCGUGACACGGAGGGCAGACAUCAAACUCAUCGGUUUCCUGUUCAAGUGAAGAGCGCAGCAGAAGCUACAGAUACCACAGAAAUGGCCGUGCAGGUCAGAGUGCGUGGACCCAGAGGGGAGGAGAGGCUCAUCGGGCUGUGUGACACUGAGGAGCAGUUAAAGAGGAUGACAGUGCUGCAGCUGAAGGAGAAGAUUGCGUCUACCUUCAGGAUCUCAGGAUACGAUUUAAAUCUGAUCCUUGGAUCCGAGAUUCUGGAGGAAGGUGCUCUGCUGUCUGCUUAUGGAAUCCGACGCAAAUCAGUAAUUCAAACAGUUUUAAAGAUACCUGGCGGAGGGUGUUCCCUAGGUGUGUUAUAUCGUGGAAUGGGUGACAGGGAGGGCAGAAAUCUAAGUAUGGAAAAACUCGCAGAUUUUGAAAAAUGCACUUCAGAGGCACAAGAGCCCAAAUGAUGAGGUCCAUGUCCACCAGAAAUCCUCAACCAGAAAUCCUCAAACUAAGUGUAUAUAUGUAGGUCAAAGCGUAUAUUGAUUAAUACUAACAUUGGUAGAGUUUUUAAAUAUGUAGUUUUUUUUUUGGGGGGGGGGGGGUUGUUGGCCUACAUCAAUCAGUGGACAAAACUGACACAUUUUUUACUAGGCUGCCUGUCAGGGACUGAAACUGUUCAAUCAAAGCAAAAGAAAUUUAAGAGGAAAUCAUUAAAAUGUACACCUAUGACCUAUACCCUUUUUCAUUUAAUUGUCUGAGAAUGAUCUGUGUCAGAUGUGCUUUAAUUUUAUUAUUUACGUGUGUACAUUGAAGUAACACUAAUUAUUCACAGGAAGCUACUUAAUGACAGAUUGUUUGACCUCCCGGUUUUUUGCAAUGGAUAACAAAUACCUCGAGGAAACCUGUGGAGCCGUUUGUAAAUUCCUUCUAGUCUUUCCAGGCCUUUGCUUCAAACUGCAGCAUUUUCUGAGCUCAUAGUAUAUCAUCAGACACAGGCAGACCUUAAGACACGUGUCAGUAUUAAUGUAGCUCAAAGUGCCUGUUGUUACAUUCUUUUUUUUUUUUUUUUAAACUUUGUGAUGUUUGUAUUUUCUUCAUUAAAACACGUUUCCAGUCUUUCUUAACACGCAUCCUCGUCAUUGUUCAGUGUUAUUCUGGGAUUUCACCCACAGAGGCUGAAGCAGCUCCUCCUGGAUCGCCGCUAAACUCCCUGUUGUAAACACUUUUUGAGUAAUACCCACGUGUGUGAAAUAUAUAUUUCAUAUUUUGAUUUUUGGAUUCAUGUUCAUGUUGCUGACAUGUGGGCAUAUAUGUGUACCUGCUGCUACCUGACCUGCACUGUACUGACAUGCUUGCAUACAUGAACUGCACUGCUGCUCAUGUUUCACACAGAGCUGCCGCUGAAAAAUCACAACUCCACACACAUACACAAGUGUGCAUAUUAUAUUUCUGUUUUAAUUUUCACGGUGUAAUGCACUCAUGAUGUACAGCUACUGGUCCAAGGGUAUGUUUAUACUAUAUAGGCUACAUUGUUAGUAUUAAACUAACAGUGGCGUAAUUGUUUGCAGCUAUUUCCGAAUCUUUUUCCAGAAUAUUCAGAGACUUGAGAUGAUGUUCCCAAACCUCUUCAGUGAAAUCUUCUGACUUUGCGCUAGACUGAUUUAAGAGCAACUAUUUAGAAUAAUCUUUGUGAAACAGGCUCCAGGAUUCUGUUUGGACGGGCUAAAAGGACCAGAAUCAUUCAGAUUUUUUUUUUUUUCAUUUGGAUAUUUUUCAUUUGGAUAUUACAGAAUCUUUCGUCUUUUAGCUGGACCUGAACAAUUAAUCAGGAUUUUUAUAUCCAAGAAACAAUAAA